AUGGAUGGAAUUAGAAAUCUGACAGUAUCUUCUUCCAGUAAUAACGCAUGCAAUGACACUAUUGAUGACUUCUGCAAUCAAGUGUAUUCCACCUUGUACUCUAUGAUCUCUGUUGUGGGCUUCCUUGGCAAUGGCUUUGUGCUCUAUGUCCUCAGAAAAAUGUAUCAUGAGAAGUUAUCCUACCAAGUAUAUAUGAUUAAUUUAGCAGUAGCAGACCUACUGUGCAUGUGCACACUGCCUCUCCGUGUGGUCUAUUAUGUUCACAAAGGCAUUUGGCUCUUUGGAGACUUUUUGUGCCAUCUCAGCACCUAUGCCUUGUAUGUCAACCUCUGUUGAAGCAUCUUCUUUAUGACAGCCAUGAGCUUUUUCUGGUGCAUUGUAAUUGUUUUCCCAGUCCAGAACAUUAAUUUGGUUACACAGAAAAAAGCCAAGUUUAUGUAUGUUGGUAUUUGGAUUUUUGUGAUUUUGACCAGUUCUCCAUUUUUAAUGUCCACAUCUUACAAAGAUGAGAAAAACAAUACCAAGUGCUUUGAGCCUCCACAGGACAAUCAAGCUAAAUAUCAUGUCUUGGUCUUGCAUUGUGUGUCCUUAUUUUUUGGAUUUAUCAUUCCUUUUGUUAUUAUAAUUGUCUGUUACACAAUGAUCAUUUUGACCUUACUAAAAAAUUCAAUGAAGAAAAACCUAUCAAGUUGUAAAAAAGCAAUAGGAAUGAUCACAGUUGUGACAGCUGCCUUUUUGAUCAGCUUCAUGGCAUACCAUAUUCAACUCACCAUUCACCUUCAUUUUUUACAUAAUGAAACUAAACCCAGUGAUUCUGUCCUUAGAAUGCAAAAGUCAGUGGUCAUAACCUUGUCUCUGGCUGCAUCAAAUUGCUGCUUUGACCCUCUCCUAUAUUUCUUUUCAGGGGGGAACUUUAGGAGAAAGCUGUCUACAUUUAGAAAGUGUUAUUUGUCCAUUAUGACUUAUGUACCCAAGAAGAAGACCUCCUUCACAGAAAAAGGAGAAGAAAUAAAUAAAGAAUAG
Physeter macrocephalus (sperm whale) is the source of this 1023-nucleotide messenger RNA. It is a transcript of the gene CYSLTR1, whose product is annotated as cysteinyl leukotriene receptor 1. The transcript has a single exon. NCBI's taxonomy places the organism in Eukaryota, Metazoa, Chordata, Mammalia, Artiodactyla, Physeteridae. Gene Ontology annotation, molecular function: leukotriene receptor activity. Gene Ontology annotation, biological process: G protein-coupled receptor signaling pathway. Gene Ontology annotation, cellular component: plasma membrane. The record is from RefSeq and is a predicted model, not a curated record.